CGGAAAGAACGUUUGGAUCGUGUGAUUGUUUUUUGUGUGUGUAUUUUCUGAUCGAAGUGAAACUUACGGACGUGUGGGUGUUAUUUCUUUGAUAGCAAGUGCACCCCAGUGCAUUUACCUACUCUAGAAUCAUUCCUGCAAAAGACAAUUUUGUGUUGGUCAACAACAGUAACAUUUGAGGAAAAUAACUUGAAAACCGGCUUGCUGUCAAGUUGCACACCGUGUGUGUGUGCGUGUGUGGUUUUACUGCAAUGGCUGUUGGGGCCCAAUCUGGAUUGCAAUGCACAGUGGUGGUGCUUAUCUUCACAUGUUUGGUUUGUCAAGCGCUUGGAUACGGGGUAGAUCCAUCUCUUGAGGUGAACUUUCUGGAGGCAAUUGCUCUGAAAUCAAGCACAGCUACGGGUAUUAGGCAAGUGCCAGGCUACAUCAGUGAGGAGCCAGCCUAUGAAUUAGAAGGGACGGAUAGAAAUCUUCAGAUUCCAGAAGAGUUCUUUGCCAAAACAAAGACGCUACUAGGAUCUUCAAAAGACUUUACCAUUUUGGCAACGGCCAAACAACAGAACAGAAAUGCUGGCAGUAUUGUAACCAUAUCAGUAGGACGAACAAGCGUCAACAAGGUGCAUGACCCCUCGUUCGUCCGAAACGAUCAAAGGUUUAUGGAGUUAUUUAUGAGUACAAGAUCUCAGGAAAUUCGUUUCUACUACACGCACAAGGACAAAGUAAUGAUGGAACGUUUUGACGCCGAUUUGGUACCCAACCGAUGGACCCGGGUGGCGUUGAGCAUCAGCGGCACUCAUGUCCGACUCUUCGUGGACUGCAAGGAGUUGGCCUCAAGAUACAUACCUCAGCCCAAUCUGGUGAUUGACAACCCGGAGAUGGGGGCCUGGGUUGGACAGCGAAGUCCGGAUAAGACUUACUACAAGGGCGAUCUUCAGAGUGUGAGGCUCAUAGCUAUGCCGCAAGGUUUCCUAUCGCAGUGUCCGUCCUUGGACAGGUCCUGCCCAACCUGCGGUCAGUUCCAGGACAUGGUGGACGGGAUACAGGAACUUGAGGGUCGCAUCAGGUCCCUGGAGCAUCAGCUGUUCUCUGCAGAGACUCGCAUUGAGAAGCUUCAGCAGUGCCCGUGUGCAAAGACUUGUGAAGUCAACGGCGUGAUCUAUGAGAAUGAGGAAGUGUGGCAAGAUGGAUGCUCACAAUGCUCGUGUAACAGCGGUAAACCAACAUGCGGACCCCUUAAAUGCCCUGAAGUGUACUGCAAAAACCCUGUACAUGAACAUGGCCAGUGCUGUCCCUCAUGCAAGAGAAACUGUACAUCAUCGGGUGCAUCUUAUGGUCAUAUGGAAGAAUACCAAGAAAGACGCUCUAGAGGCCCAGUACAGAUCUGCACCACAUACAAAUGCAUGGAUGGGGUCGCUACUUCUAAGAGUAGUACGAGAGUAGACUCUGCAUGUACAGCACCAGACUGUGGAGGAGCUCCAAGCUUCAAUGUUCCUGGUCAUUGCUGCAAGUUCUGCCAAGGUAUGGACUACUGCAGCCUCGGUAAUACAUGCGAGCACCCCAAAGAAUGCGUCAAUCUCCAGACAACAUACACCUGCCAGUGUCCGAUGGGUUAUACUGAAACAGAUGGAGUCUGCGUGGACAUCAAUGAAUGCGCUGAUGUCAACCACCACUGUAAUGAGGGUACAUCGUGUGUUAAUACACUAGGCGAUUACCAGUGUGACUGUCUACCGGGAUAUUCACGUUUGACUGAUACGAUGUGUGAACAAAUAAAUGAGUGUGAGACAAAUCAACACAUCUGCCACAAGAAGGCAACUUGUGAAGACACUGAUGGAAGUUACAGGUGUGUCUGUCAGGCGGACCACGCAGGAGAUGGAAAAUCAUGCACAGCUGUUUGCCAGGAGCCGUGCUUGAAUGGAGGGAUGUGCAUUAAGCCUGGACAAUGCUCCUGUCCUGAAGGAUUUACUGGAACACAGUGUGAAACAGAUUUGGAUGAGUGUGCGACUGGGUCACAUGACUGUCAGGACAACUCUAUCUGCAUUAACCUACCUGGGAAUUAUCACUGUCAGUGUGAACCUGGUUAUCAGUACAUAGACAGUGUAGGAUGCUUAGAUGUCAACGAAUGUCAAACAGAGAACACGUGUGACUCAACGAGGCUUUGCAAUAAUCUGCCAGGCUCCUAUGAGUGUCUGUGCUUGCCGUCUGGUCGCUGUUCAUCAGACUGUGUUGUCAAGAAACAACACUACAAUCACGGAACCUCGUGGGAAGACAGUCAAUGCCAGACUUGUACAUGCAUGGCUGGUGUAAUCACCUGUAAAGCUAAAGAAUGUGAUUGCAGCAGUAGACUGAGUGAGUCCGAGGCUUACUGCUGCCCUCAGUGCAGUGCCUCUAGUCAGUGUCUGCACCAAGAAUCAGCCCUAGUGGUGUAUAACGAUGGAGACAGAUGGAAAUACAACUGCCAAAAAUGCACCUGUCAGGCCGGAACCAUUAAAUGUACAGCUCCUGCAUGCCCAGCCCCAAACUGCCUGGAAACGUACACACCAGUUGGUGAAUGCUGCCCUCGUUGUCGAGUCCACAACGCCUGCGACAGGGUGAGCCUAGCCGUGGAAGGCUCUACCUCCAUGAGUAGCUGUGACAACCAGGGGGCGCUCUACUUGCACAAUCAGUGGUGGUUCCUAGAGGAUGACCAGUGCACAGAAUGCAUCUGUAGGAAUGGACACAUUUGCUGCUGGUACAACAUUGCUUGCAAUAUGUAACGAAGCUUCAAAGACAGAUAAACAUUAAGAAGUACAGGUACUAGAAUGGCAACAACCACCCAAACAUAGUCUUCACUAUCGACCCUGGACGACUUUUGACGUGACAUCCAUAAAGGUCAGAACAAAGAAAAAAAAUCUCCUUUUGUAGUAUUCUGAACAGAUUGGUGCUUAAUGGUACAGCUACAUAAUUGGGUUCUGUUUACCAAGUGGCAGCCAUUCUCGUCCUGUAACUUUGCAAGAAAGUAUUAUAAAAUCAGGAGCAGUUUUAAUAGUCGGGACGCCUCUUGCUACAACUAGCGCACAUUUUGUUCGAACGUGUCAUUUAACCUAAAUUCCCUUUUUGUAACCUUAGAAGGGCCCAAUUUAAUGGCUCUGCUAACCGCAAGCAAAAAAUCAGCAUUUAUGGAAGCAGGGAAUGCCUCGCUUCAAGCAUAUUUCAGCGGUUAGCAGGGAUUUUUUGCCCGUGCAUACUCUACAUUACUAGGCAUGCUUUGCUUACAAGAAAUUGUGCCAAGUUCUUAGGACAGUAAUUCAGUGGGACCUUAAGUCUUUGCAACAUAAAAACUUAGUCCAGAGCUGUCUACUUUCUCGCACAGUUGAAGAAAAAAUAACUUGCUCGCUGACGUUCCUUUAUGAUUUUGGUAAUCAUAGGCAUCUUUAUUAAAGGCACUUGACACUAUUGGUAAUUACUUAAAGCAAUUGUUAGCAGAAAAUUAAAUUGGUAACAAGC
Molecule: messenger RNA, 3483 nt
Organism: Asterias rubens (European starfish)
Lineage: Eukaryota; Metazoa; Echinodermata; Asteroidea; Forcipulatida; Asteriidae
Product: protein kinase C-binding protein NELL2-like
Exons: 18
Coding region: 252-2753 (833 amino acids)
Molecular function (GO): calcium ion binding; protein binding
Source: RefSeq, a predicted model, not a curated record